Salarias fasciatus (jewelled blenny) is the source of this 1858-nucleotide messenger RNA. RefSeq names its product protein shisa-5-like. Bases 130 to 672 code for a protein of 180 amino acids. The record is from RefSeq and is a predicted model, not a curated record. The transcript is spliced from 4 exons. NCBI's taxonomy places the organism in Eukaryota, Metazoa, Chordata, Actinopteri, Blenniiformes, Blenniidae.
AGACCUGAAAUGAAACCUACCGUAUGUCUUUUCCAGCAGACUGUAAGCUACUGGAGUGAAUCUUGUCUGUAUUUGGUUCAGGGGUGAUUUUUUUUUCUACUUCUGAAAACUGAGAAGACAACAGCCAGGAUGAGCUACAGGGAUUAUAAUUUAGAUUCAUACAUUAUCCGGUACGAGGACACUUCAGUGUUUUCAUCGUGGUAUGUGAUCUUUGGAAUUGUAUUGGCUGUGGUUGUCUUGCUCCUCCUCAUCAUCUGCUGCUGCUGCUGUCCCUGCUGCUGCCUCUACCACAUGUGCUGCAAGCCGCGACCUGUGGUUGGCACCACCACCCACACCACAGUGGUGACCUCCACCCCUCAGCAGUACCCCCAGCAGACUGUGUCGAUGCACACGCCCCCUCAGCAGUACCCGGGGGGACAGUUCCAGCCUCCCCACCAGCCCAUCCCGAUGCAGUCCGGCUACCCAGCCCAGCCUUCAGCCGGUCAGCCGUACGGAGCAGGACCUCCACCAACGUACCAGGAAGCCGUCGGUCCUAUGUACCCCUCCCAGCCUCCCUACCCCUUACAGCCCGCCGCCAAGCCGCAGGCCAGUGCUCCCCCCGCCGGCCCGGACUUCCUGGCUCAGCCCGCCUACAACCCGGACUACGUGGCUCCACCACACCAGACCGGAUAGAGGAUGGAGGAGCUGCUCUCUGCUUCAGACGUGCUGCCGCAUUUUUCAACUUGGCAAAACUGGAAAUCUGCUUUUGGACUCAAGAUGAGAAAUUCCAGAUUGUCUCGAUCAAUAGUUUGUUUUUGCUUUUGUGGUAAAAAAUGAUGUUACUGCAGGAGCAGCACACCUGAAGCCGAGUGGAAACAUGUCGACACCUUCCAGACUGUAUUGCAUGGACAGAUCAUUUCCACAGACCAGCUGAUGUGGUCUUCUUUCUGUCCUCUGGAGCUUCUUAGUGACUUUAUUUCAGUCAUGAAAAGUGCUCUGUCAUUUCUCAGCCUUCUAAACGCGCCAUGAAGCCAACUUGUAUGCAUGUAUUUUAAUGUAUUUUAAUCUCCUCUCAACCUUCCAGACCUCUUUAUUCACGUAAAGUGACUGAAACUGGCCUCAGUGGUCCAGCCGCCUUUCCAGUGCCACCUUGAAAAAAACCUAAACCUUACCCCAGGGUUGGGAUUUAGGAUUUAGGGUUCAGGUUAAAGUCCUGUGCAACAUUCACCUUCAUCAACAGUCUAAUUCCACUGAGUGCAAUUCUCCUUUUGUCCACAAGGUGGCAGCCAAAGCCUUAUCAAACAUCAUAUCACGAUGAUAUGACAUACAUGGUAUGUUUCCUAACCCUAAUCCUCUCUCUCAAACCCUUUUUAAAGCAUAUUUUUAAUGACACUCUGAUUGCACGUUGGCUUCAGAUGAUACACUCUUUCCACAUUUGAGCGUCGCACAGAGAUCCUGUGCGGUUUAUUUACUGAAAAGUACAAACUCCUUUGUUGUUUUUAGUUGGAUGAACCAAUUCUCAAAUGUGCAAUAUACUGUAAGAAUGAAUUCAGACAAUUCAUACUAUAGCGUCUUUGAGUGUCCAGAAAAGCGCUGUAUGAAACCAAUGCAUUAUUAUUAUUAUUCAAUAUAUUCAACGUCUACAAAAUUAAAAUAAGGCAUCAUAUUUAAAACAAACAAAAAAAAAAUUAUUAUGUGUUUUAUGAUAAUUUUUUAAAAUCAUUUUAUGAGUAGUAUUCUGCUCUGCCCUCGUGCUUUCUGGGAAAACUGCGGCUCAUUUGCAUACCGUGUAUGUGAUUGGCUGGGGGGCGGGGUCUCAGCUGAGCGCUGUGUGAGCAGAGCACCCAGGUAAAGAGUAUAAAAGACAUGAAAUGAAGCC